CCUAUAUGUGUUCAGAUUUACGGUUUUAACAGCUCUUAUCCAAUGCACCGCCAUUCAGCUGAACAAGGCGACAUGCAUGGAGUGUUACUACGCAUCUUUUAGUCACGGCUCAAUACCUCUACAAAUACCUCCCGUAAACAACAGCCCAGGUUCUGCUGACCUAGUUGUGGAAAUACUUGCAUAGUAGCGUUAAUAUGAGGGGCUGACACAUGUAGAAUACACCAGGAGGAAGUCUGGAUCACAAUAAUCACAAUGGGUGGGUGUGCAUCUAAAAACAAACAACCAAAGGAAGAGGCCUACAAGCCGGCUAAUGCUCCGUCCAGUCAGCCGGAGUUUGAGGAGAUCGUACCGGAAGUAAAAGCGGACGUUGCAGCAAGCAAGCCCCUGUUGAGGGCUAACGGGUCGGCUUCAGCGGCUGACGGCGACAAACGGGAGUAUCGGAACUCUGUCGGUCCGGGUGGAGUGAUUCUACCCAAUCAACCACCAGUAAAAGAUGAGGCUGAUCCUUCCAUCCCCUUCAUUGACGCUUCUGAGGAUGAACUGGAGGGUCAUUCCACCCCAGCUAAGUCCCUCUUUUCCGGGAACCUGUCCAAGGUUGGGGAGGUGGCGUCUGACGUCAAGGUGUCUGUAGAAGCAGCAGCUGCAGCUGGGGUGCAGGAGGUCUCAGAUAAAGCAGCUUCAGAGGCAGAAGCUGCAGAGGCAGCUUUUGAAUCUGCCAAAGAAAAAGCCAAGGAGAAAUUGACAGAGCUGAAGCAAAAUGUUGCGGAAAUCAGCCCUGUGACGGUGGCUCAAGUCCAGUCUGUGUUUUCUGGAAACGACUCCGCUACCGGAGACACCAACGGGGAACUGGCAGUUGUGAAGGAAGAUGCAAUUGAGGAGAAAGCCGGAGGUCUUGUGGACGAGGUGAUGAAGAGCGUUGAAGACAAAACAGCUAAUGAGAGUCUCGUAGACGAUGUCUUGAAAGCUGCCAUGCCGGAGGUGGUCACCCAGGAUGACGAAUCAGAACCGUCUUCAACCGUUGAUGCCGUGAAACAGAAAGCAAGCGAAACGCUUGACUCUGCCGUUUCCUUCGGCAAGGAAGCACUUCCGUCAACUGAUGCUGUCCAGGAGACUGUCCAGGAGACUGUUCAGGAGACUGUCCAGAACGGAGUGUCAUCCUUGCAGUCUUUUGUAGAACAGGCCAAAGGUGAGUUCACGGGCUUCCGGUCGUCCUUGCUGGGCAAAACAGAAGACGCCGCUAGCCAGGAGCAGAUAACCAAGACCAGCGAGUCUGUUGGGUACAUAUACUCUCCGCAGGUCUCAGGUGUUGGGUUCAGGGUCGGGGACAAGUACAUCAUGACAGCAUACAACCUCAUCAGAGACAUCAUCGCUAAUAUGGGGACCUCAGAACAACAAAUGUUCAACAACAAGGAAAUCUGGAUUCAAUUUGAAUACCUCCAAAUGGGGGAAUAUGAAUUCGACAACCUGACCAGAUUCAAGUUUGUCGCCAUGCCCUAUACAAACCCAGACCUGGACGUGGCCAUCCUGGAACUAGAAAGUCACGAAAUGAAGACCUUGCCGCCGCCUCUUGCCAGUUUCUCCGUCAUCAGCGAGCAUGGGAAAGUGGAGUUUGUUAGCCACGAUGGUAACCCAACCAAGAGACGAGACCCGUCCAGCCUUGCUGCUCAUCCAACGGACACCGAGGUUGAGAAUGCGGUGGAAUGGGCUCGCGGUAAGCGCUACCCAGGCACUGGCUUCCAGGGCCUGUCUGACCCAAACAAGCUCCAGUUCCAUGGGCCUCUUCAUCAGUGUACAUCCGGGUCCCCAGGUGUAGUUGUUGAUGGUAAUGAGCUUUAUGUUGUUGCUUUCCUGACAAAGUCCUUCCCGAACUUCUACUGGAACCUGGAGAUUGAUGAGCGGGAGAGUAUCCCGGAAGGUUACCUCCUGGAUGAAGCGGUCAGCACCUCGGCUGUGUACUUGCACCUCAAGGAACAGGAGCGCCUGUCUGAACUCUGUAAUAAUAUCUUUGGUCACCCUGUUGAAAAGCAGUCGUGAAGAUAGAGCAUCCGAGGUAAAUCAUAUAUCCUAUAUUGUACGAAGACACGAUGGGUUUUAAUCGCGAUGAGCUCAGAAUCCAGCGACUAGGACAAUAUUUUCCGUGGUAUAUUUUUCUGCUGAAACCUUCUAAAAUGUACGAAAACAUAUAUAUUACACACUCAAAGUAUGUAACUCGGUAUAGUUUUCGAAUCUAGAAUAUCCAUGCAUGCUCAAAUCAGGUUGUAAUACAGCUACAUUAUGUAUUUACAAAAUGUCCACUUGUUGGAAUUGUAUUCAGCAUCAGGUAAAUUUGUUUUAUCAAUAAUACAAUCAAGAACUCUCACAUUACAUACAUUUUUUCAGUGACUCGGCUUUGCAAAUGCUUCCAAACACGUACUAAUGGUACUAAUUUGCAUGUAGCUGUUUUCGGAUACCAUCGCAAGCGUUUAUUCCAUGGCUCAUUGAUGACUUUUCUUGAGAGGUAUAUGAGCAUCUUUUUGUCGAAGAUAUAUAUACUGUCAACCUCAUGGUGCAUACACUGUAAUCAACGGAAGAUAUAGACAUAAAGGAUAUCGAUAGAAAAAUCAAAUUGUUUUAACUGGGCAUCGCCUGUACGACAUGAGCCUCUAUUACCAGUUCCUCCAUCGGUAAGACUUGCUAAGGGUCUUUAUAAAAGCCCUCGUUGAUUGAUAAAGCACCAGUAAUCAAUAUUGACCCAAGAUUAAAGUCUUGUUAUGUAAAUAUGGAAUGUGUUCUUUCUGUUAUGAAAGAUACGUCUUUUUAUAUUUUGAGAUAUAUUUUAGAAUAUAUUUUGUUUUAAGGACUAUUCUACUACGAACGUUUUAGUGCUUUGACUUUGGUUCAGUUACAAAUAUUUAUCCAAUCUUCGUGCAAUAAGUGAUGAUUUUUUUGUUAAUUUAACGAACCUUGGUCAUCGUGUAUAUUUGGUAUUUGUGCCAAUAUCCUGAUGUUUCGUCAGUGUAUUGUGUUUAUCUGAAAUAGUUUCACGGUUGUGGCUUCAUAUUUCGUGUCGUGUUUCACAUAGCCAUACCACUUGCCAAACACAGAACGUCAUGCUGAACUAUUUUAUUAUAAAUCGUAUGAAAUUACUGUUAUUGAUGUAACCUACAUCACACUGGCGUUGACAAUAUGUAUAGCAACGAAGUCGCACGUUUACAUUACAUGUACCAUACUGUUAGUGAAAUUAUGACAGUAUGCUGUCGCUAUGGCAACAAUGGUUUAUUACAGACGAGUUACCUCAUCAACUUAGAGAUAUAUAUAAAUGUUUUAAAGUUUGGAAUAAGCGAUUCCUACAUAUAUUUUAAUAUAAAUGAUGUACAUAUUCGUAAAGCUUCGAUUAUCCAGUGUAUAAUAUCCCAUUUCUGUUAUGAUAAAUACCGGGCCUAUUUACCUGCAGAACAUUGAACACAAUUAGAGUACCACGACGGUAAAUAUAGCUGUCCAGUCACUCUCUCGUGAGUGAAGGACAUUUUGCACUUAGUGAUAAACUAAAUGCAGAUUGUGACGUCACUUCCGAAACAAUUCUGUGGAGGAGAAAGGUCCUCGCUAAUUAUGUAAAUAGGAUGGAGACAUCAUUCACAGGAUAUCGAGGCUAAUAUUGGUAGUAAUAGAAGGUUUGAACUCGUGUAUUGCGCAUACGCGGAAACCUCGUCAACUCGACUCUUCAACUGCAAUUAUGAUUGUGUAACCAAUCACAAUGGCACUCUACGUUUCUUGAGCCUGGGCUUACUCGAUUGAUUCGACCACCCCGAAGACUUCGAGUUAAGGAGUUUCAAUUUAGUGACAACCAAGGUAGUUUAGCGCUUAAUGUCGAUAAUCUUUCAGAUUACGAUCUGGCUUUGUCAAGAACUAAAGAGUAAACGAUUUCGUUUUCAAGCAAGAUUACCAUUUUCGUUUCAUGUCUUAGUUCAGCGUCAACAUACGAGUCUAAUAGCUUACGUUCUGUCUACUCAUGACGUCAUCAGUCCUGGUUCAUGUGAGCUUCGAGUCCAUUUUGUCACGUAACAAGUCCAUCUAUCAAACCAUCAGACAAUAGACAUUACCAUAAUUGUAAUACAAGCAUAAUUAGAUACAAUGCCAUCGAAAGAGGCCAAGGAUUACAAUACAAUUGCACCUUGUCCGAACCUCGCAACAACGGACACACUUAUUCCGGACAUGUAGAAUUGGGAACAAAUAUUUUGUAAUUUUUAGUAUCCUCACGAAGAGUGUCUGUGCCUGUAAGCACGCAUGUAAGCAUGUAAGCGUGGAACCACGUGACUGUUCCAAGGGACUCGCAGUUCUGUUUUCUUUAGUUGUUAGUAUUGAUAUGGCAGCACCGUUCAUGUGACAAUUUGUAUGUACCUUUUAAUACUCCUCUGCUUUUAUCUUGGUAAUGGACUAGCAGCUGUUGUUUUGUUUUGUUUUUUCUAGAUUGUUGUGUACAUACACGAUCACAUGUUACAUCUGUUGCAUCAGUUUGAUUUUGAUAUGCCUUUUUGCUUAUUGAUUAUUUACAGUAGACAACUGUGUUAUUGUGUAUUGAAGUAACGUGGGGCCAAGUGGUUUUGGGUAACAAGAGAUGUCUUACUGAAUUGUAUAGAGACGGCGAUGUUGCAGUUUUCGUAAACCGUCAAUUAUCCGUGGCAACAGGUUCCAAUGGGCUUUGAUCACUGGCAGUUAGAGAUGGCACUGGGUGUCUCCUAGAGACAAACACGCCCUGCUCUACCGCUGUCACCAGGUACUUGUGAAAGGAAAAGCUCACCAUACUUUACGAUAGCACCGUCACUCAACAGAAACGCAAUUCCUUUAGAAUCGCACUGAUCAGAUACUAGUGGUCCACUUCCGGUUUAGUGCUGUGACUGUCGUGUCACUAGCAUAUGGAAGCUCUACGGUUGAUACGUGGGAUCAGUCCCAGUGGUCUAGACGUAUGGGUAAUGCAUGCGGACUGGGAAUGCAUUUUCCGAAAAUUGUUUCUCAAUAAAUUGUUCUCCUUCUCCAAAUCAAUAUAUCAGAUUCGACAGUCAAUGGAGAGCGUUCAGUGUGACGAAUAGGACCAUAUUUUGCCUUCACGUCUUACGCCCACCAUGGACUCGUGGAAUUCCCUCUCCCCUUAAGUCAGAAUAAUGGUCUACACCCUAAUCUAUUCCUUGUUCACCGGAACCGUUGUUAGGUUAUGUUAUUGGUUUUAUUCAUUUGUCAUGGAAUUUGGAGAAUUGUUGUGUUUGCUUUGAAAAUCUUUUGCAGCUUCGCUAUCCAAAAACUAGACAGCUUUCCACGUAGAGUGUUGCAUACAAUAUACUAAACAUUCUCUAUGUAUAUAUGGCACAGCAGAAACUCUAUGGUAUCUGUGGCAACAAGAGAAAAUUGAUUAGAGUUUUUAAUUAGAAUCGCUUUUGUAAAAGGAACAAAGUCUUUCAUGGCAACUGGAGUGCAAAGACAUUUUCUUUGGCAUAUUCAUAUUAUUGACAUGUGUGUACCCCAUGUGUAACGAUGUAAUGGGAGAAUUCUUUGAGGAUUUUUUAAUUCGUACUAUACAUAAUAAUGUUCAAGAUACGCCUUUCGAUUCAUGUUGAGAAUUUUUCAAAGUGAUGGGUUACAUGUUAUGUUCAAUAGUAUAUUAAUUGAAAUCCAGUACAUGUAAAUAAAAAUGUAAUUACGCAAUCUAAUUUGUCGGGUCUACAGGUGAAGAUAUUUGAUUAAAUAUGUUUUAAAACCAAAAGUUAUUUUUUGACCGUAAUUGGUUAUUCAUUUACAUAAUGUUUUUUGUGAUUCGUAUUUCAUAUGAAAAGACUGAUUGCAUAUUCGCAUUUUUAUAUCAUUGCUGCUCGAUCGCAGUUUCUUUGUAACAUGACACAUAGAUGAAUAAAUUUGUAAAGCUAU
Messenger RNA from Haliotis rubra (blacklip abalone), 5895 nucleotides. RefSeq lists its product as uncharacterized. Lineage: Eukaryota; Metazoa; Mollusca; Gastropoda; Lepetellida; Haliotidae. The transcript is spliced from 6 exons. The record is from RefSeq and is a predicted model, not a curated record. Bases 253 to 2034 code for a protein of 593 amino acids.